Adineta steineri is the source of this 1149-nucleotide messenger RNA. Lineage: Eukaryota; Metazoa; Rotifera; Eurotatoria; Adinetida; Adinetidae. The record is from the annotation of a GenBank genome assembly.
AUGGACACCUCUCAGUAUAUACAAUCUUGCAAUCCAGCUCGGUUUGUGAUUACUUGUUCAUUACUGAUCUUUUCAAUUCUAUUUGCAUUACGUAUUGAUGAAUAUAUUAAAAUUAGUUACUGGCUUGUCUUUUUGCCAUUAUUCAUAUGGAAAAUGCUUGUUGUAUUUGGUGCUUGUACAGGAGUUUUUGUCUGGUGUAAAAGUGGUGAAAGAAAUAGAUUUAUUCGUACGCCAGAUAAUGAUUGUCGAGCAUUGAUCAUUUAUUUUGUUAUACAUAUUCUUAUAUUUACAUUUGAAUUACUUUCAUGUGACAAGCUAGAAAAUCAUUUAGAUACUCGCUGGAUUAUAUGUUUUAUUCCAUUACUUUUAUGUACAGUUGUUUGUUUUAUAUCAUGUUUAUGGUCAUUAAAAGCACAAAGAAAUUUUCUGAUUCAAACGUUCAUUGCAGCUAAUGGACUAUUCUUUUUAUUUUUUCCACUUCGUCUAGAUUAUUUUCUUACCUGGCGAUAUGUUGUCGUCUUCAUUCCAGUAUGGAUUUCUUUAUGUAUUGCUUUAUUAUUCGUGAUUACAAAAUUAAUUCUUGCUAUUGUUCAUCGAUGUUCUCGUCGAUUAGUAUCUACUCAACGUGAUGCAACUACUGUUGCAGAAGCAAUUAUCUAUACACUUAUCUUCGUUCCAUUCAGCAUUUUUUCAGUAGGUUUAUUAAAAUUUGAAUCUCUGCAAAAACGAAUAAAUUUGAUUUUAUUAAAGAUCUUAUUGGUGGAUCGACUUGAUAAUGAAGAUACUACUCAAAAUGGAAAAACUUCAUACAGUGUAAUAUCUAUUCCAUUAUAUAUAACAUUAAUUGCUUGGCUUACAUUUUCAUUUGGAGCUACUGAUAGUAAUCCAUGGUGGUUUGGUCUUCGACGUGAUUUAUGUGAAAUUAUUCUUGGUCAAUGUCCAUUUGUAUCACUUUAUUUUAAUAAUCAAUAUAAAUUUCAAACACGUCCAUCAACAAAUGAUGUUGUUAUUGAUAUGACAACAUCAACAAUUGAAAAAAAUAUCGAACCAUUUAAUAUACAACAAUUUUCAUUAACAACAACAGAAACGAACAACGAAAAGAAUCUCAUUGCACAACAUCAAUUUAUGUCGCUUUUAGAACCUGAUUAA